AGCCAGACAGUUGGACCUCUGUAGAAACGCCUAGAAUUUUGUUGGUUUUCCUCAUCCACAAAUAACACAAACAAAAAUCCGUAUCCAAAAUCCCCAGAAUAUUUCCUCCAAAAAAAAAAAUCCCUAGAAUAUUAAUUAGAUUAUUACUGUUUAUUUAAUCGUUUUAAUUAGCUUAAUCAACGUUGCUGUCAACUCAGCGGGACGCACCUGCGGAAAAUAUCAUAAUUUCUUAGAGCGGUUUUCUCGAGGGGACACGUUGCACCCGUCCACACCGACUCUCUCUCUCUUCUCCCUCUCCCUCUCUCCUCUCUCCUCUCUGCCUUCAACUCAAACGACAAAAGAAGGAAUUAACAGCGAACCCUUCGGAUAGUUGGGAAACGAGGGAAUUGUGGUUGCAAAUUCCAACUCCCAUUUUUUUCAAUUUCUCAGAGCAUUCAAAGAUUAAUCCUUUUCCCUUUUUUUUAUUUUUUAUUUUUUUGCCCCCUUGAUUUUCUCCCUCUUGUUUUGACAAAGAAAACAAAGACCCGCGGAGUUUCAGAGACUUUGGAUUCUCGGAUUUUUCCCCGUUCUAUCGAAAUUUCAUAGAGGGGGGCUUCAAGUUUCAUGCUUAUAUAAAAAAAGCUCGAGCCUUUUCGUUUUCUGCAACGAGGAGCCUUCUGGGUUUUGUGUUCUCUGAGUUUCUUGAAGAAGAAGGCUCUGUAAUUGUAAAUGCUGACGAGUUUGGAGAAAAUGAUAAGACUAUGGAUUGCGGCGCUGCAAUUUUCGGAGCUUUUUGUGAGCAGCUUGUUUCACAUGCUGUACGGGUUCUAUAUCUUUAGCACCGCCGUGGCCGGUGAUCUGUCGCAGGCGCUGAACGAUUUGCUCUCGAAGCCGAACGUGAGCAUUCAGGUGAAGGAUGAGGUGGCACAGAGAGACCUGUCGGCCAAUGGCAGCCUGCCACCUAUUGUUUUGGUUCAUGGGAUAUUUGGUUUUGGCAAAGGGAGAUUGGGAAGUUUAUCGUAUUUCGCCGGGGCGGAGAAGAAGGAUGACAGGGUUCUGGUGCCUGAUUUGGGAUCUCUUACGAGCAUUUAUGAUAGGGCUCGUGAAUUGUUCUACUAUUUGAAGGGUGGGCGAGUCGAUUAUGGUGAAGAACACAGCAAGGCUUGUGGGCACUCACAAUUCGGUCGAAUUUACGAACAAGGGCACUACCCUGAAUGGGAUGAGGAUCACCCUAUUCACUUUGUCGGCCAUUCAGCCGGAGCACAGGUUGUCCGUGUGCUGCAGCAAAUGCUUGCUGAUAAGGCGUUCAAGGGGUUUGAGAACACGAAUGAGAAUUGGGUACUGAGCUUAACAUCAUUGUCAGGAGCAUUCAAUGGGACAACAAGAACCUACUUGGAUGGAUUUCAGCCAGAAGAUGGAAAAACUUUGAAACCAAUUUGUCUGCUGCAGUUAUGCCGGCUAGGAGUGAUCAUUUACGAUUGGUUUGACAUUCCCUGGCUGAAGGCUUAUUACAACUUCGGAUUUGAUCACUUUAACCUCACAUGGAAGAAAGUGGGUGUGAGGGGUCUUGUUGAUUGCCUCUUGGGAAACUCAGGCCCGUUCGCUUCUGGUGAUUGGAUUCUCCCAGACCUAACACUUCAAGGCUCCAUAAGACUUAACAGCCAUCUCCAUUCCUUCCCCAACACAUAUUACUUCAGCUAUGCCACUAAGCGUACCAAGAAGGUGUUGGGUGUCACAGUUCCUUCAAGUAUAUUCGGAAUUCAUCCAUUGCUUUUUAUUAGAGUGUUGCAGAUGAGCCAAUGGCGUCACCCUCCAGAUGUCUCUCCCCCAUACAAAGGCUACAGGGAUGAGGAUUGGCAGGACAAUGAUGGCGCUUUGAAUACCAUCUCCAUGACACGCCCUCUUCUUCCAAUUGAACAUCCAAGCCGGUUUGUAAAAGAUGAAUCAGAUUGUCAUCCCUUGCAACCGGGCAUCUGGUACUACAAGAUUGUGGAAGCCGAUCACAUAUUCUUCAUUGUGAAUCGGGAGAGAGCCGGAGUUCAGUUUGAUCUGAUAUACGACAGCAUUUUCGAACGCUGCAGAAAGCAUGUAUUUAGAAAAACUCCUCAGACUUUACCGAACGAAACACACCAUUAGUUCAGCAUUCCAGUACUCUCACACAAUAAACUACAAAACUAGAACCUAGAAUUCAAAACAAAGAAAGCUAUUGAAUUAGCACCAGCAGUAGCCCCCCUUUGUUCCCCUUCUCUGACCUCAUGUAGAUGUUUAGUUCUCCUGUCUUUCGAUUUUUUGAAUUUUUACCCUCACCCUCCACUGCUGGUACAAUUUGCGUAGCUUUCGUUGUAGUGUAGUGAGAGAUAUUUAUAGGGUUUAGCUUUGUACAUCAGACCUCUCUGGCCUUUCCAAAGUGCAUGUAUUUGGAAACAAACAGUAGCAUUCAAGUUACACUCCUAUAAUUCCAUUUUCAGUUCUCAACAGUA
Molecule: messenger RNA, 2459 nt
Organism: Malus domestica (apple)
Lineage: Eukaryota; Viridiplantae; Streptophyta; Magnoliopsida; Rosales; Rosaceae
Source: RefSeq, a predicted model, not a curated record